This is a messenger RNA of Oryzias melastigma (Indian medaka), 5441 nucleotides long. It is a transcript of the gene mideasb, whose product is annotated as mitotic deacetylase associated SANT domain protein b. Gene Ontology annotation, molecular function: transcription corepressor activity. The record is from RefSeq and is a predicted model, not a curated record. The transcript has 12 exons. Lineage: Eukaryota; Metazoa; Chordata; Actinopteri; Beloniformes; Adrianichthyidae. Gene Ontology annotation, cellular component: transcription regulator complex; histone deacetylase complex. Bases 192 to 3389 code for a protein of 1065 amino acids. Gene Ontology annotation, biological process: negative regulation of DNA-templated transcription; regulation of transcription by RNA polymerase II.
CAUGAAUGAGAAAAGCACACCUUCAGACCUGCCCCCCGCCCCCUCCGAGCCGGUCCCAGAGAACUUCGGGGGGAUUUCGCCUCCAGCGAGCGGCCUUGAUCUACGCGCCGGGACUCUGAAGGCUGGACUCGUGUUUUCGUUUGAGUCUGAAGACGACAGCGGCGCUCGGAUCGGUCCGCCUCGGCCCGUUCAUGCUCACCAUGAGCGUGCCGGCCCAGCAGAAACCCAACGGUAAAAGAACGGGCAAGCGCAUCACGUUUUUCACCGAUCAGACGAUGAAGGAGGCACCGCAGCAUCCCGACGGAGUCUUCUACGUCCCGAGCGGCGCGCCCUCGGAUCAAAGCGAGACGGCGAGUGCCGUGACCUCCAACCCAGAGGGACCUCACGUGUUCCUCAACUCCGUCAUCUUCAGCCCCGAUAAGGGCGACCAGAACAGGGGACACUAUCAGCAGACUGUACCCAUGAAAUGGGCCCACCAGGAGCCCAGUCAGCAGCAGCCGUCCCUGUCCCAGCAGCAGCGGGCCACCACAUGGGCCACCAUGCCCAACUGGGGGCAAAGCUUUGCAAACUAUCUGGGAGGACUCAACGUGACGGACGCAAGAACUCAAAACGCGUUUGUCAAAUCAAUGCACGAGUCUUCCGGCUUACAGGCGUCAAACAGAGCGGCGGAGAAACCCGCCGCAGAUGCGUACAGAGACGCAGCCAAGCCCCGGGGCUUGGAGUGGGAGCAGCCGUCUUUUCAGGAGACGCUGAAACCCGGCGCGCUCAACACCCAGCAGCAGCAGGGCGGGCCGCACCCCGGAGGGAGCUCGGUUCUGCAGCCCUUCCAGCUGGCCUUCGGUCAGCCCAAGCAGCACCUGCCGUCGUACUAUCAGACCUUUCAGGGCACCCGGGCCGCCCUCCCCAACCCGCCCAACUACCCUGCCCAGAACGCCGUGCCCUCGCAUCGCUUGGAGCAGCUGCAGAAGCAAAAGCAGAUGCAGCGGCAGCAGCAGCACGUGAUCCAGCAGCAACUUCAGCACCACCAACAGAUGCAACAACAACAAAUCAUGCAGCAGCAGCAGCUGCAGCAGCAGCAGCAGCAACAAUUACAGCACGAGCAGCAGCAACAAAAGAUCCAGCAGCGGCAACAGCUCCAGAUUCAGCAGCAAAUGCAGCAUCAGCAGUUGCAACAACAAAACCCCCAUGUGCUUGACUUUUACUCUGGUGCACAAAAUGCGCACCCUGAACUGCAGCCCGUCGUGGUUCACUCCCAAGAGUCCUCCGCUCCGGCGGCACCCAAGCCACAGGAGCCCAUCAUCCAGGACAUCACGCCGGAGCCCCAGCAGCCCUCCCACCCGCCGCAGCACCCCCUGCAGCCCGACCUGCCCUCCCUCCAGUCCCAGUCGCAGCCCCGCAGGUCCCGACGGCUGUCCAAGGAGGGGGGGGCGCCAUCAGACAACCCUUUCCUGCCGGCCGUCUCCGAACAGAGCAAACCCGAAAACGGCGCCCUGCAGGCGGCGCCAACGGGAGUCAUCCAGAGCACGCACCGGAAGCGCCGCAUGUCUCAGGAGGUCAACCUGGAGAUGCUGGCUCAGGAGGCGUCGGACAGGAAGCCCCCGUUGCUGGAAAAGGAAUCCCACCGACCGUGGAGUCCCGCCAACACAGAGGGCAUGAACACAAAGUGCCCCAGAGACGACAACCUUUUACCCCUCGUCAUCCCUGUAUCCGUUCCGGUCCUGAAGCAGGAACCGUCAUCUCCCGGACAGAACGAGGCAGCUCUGGCCCCCAACUGGACUCUCGGGCCCGCCAAUCCCCAGGACCUGGGCCGGCGGGACCACAAGCCGUCUGUGAUCGUCACUCGGAGACGUUCCCUCAGGAAUUCCUUAUCGGAAGGCUCAGAGCCGAAUGACGGUUUGGAGGGAGAAAAGGACGACGACGGCAAAAAGUCAAAGCGGCGACCCCGGCCCGACCCGCUCUUCAUCCCUCCGCCGAAACUCAUCGCUCCGCCCGUCUAUUCCAGCAUCACCUCAUACCAAAGUCACCUGCGCUCCCCGGUCCGCCUCACUGACAACCCCGUCACAAUGCCCCCCUACACGCCGCCGCCGAUCCUCAGCCCUGUCCGCGAAGGCUCAGGCCUCUACUUCUCCACGUUCCUGUCGUCCGUGGCAGCGAGCGGUGCCGGCCUGCCGCCGCCUGCAACCCCAAAGUCGGCCACGCGCAGCCUGCUGCGUUCCAACAGCUGUGACAUCACACCGCCAGUCCUGUCUGCCAUGAGCGAGGCCACGCCUGUCAGCAUCGAGCCACGGAUAAAUAUCGGAUCCCGGUACCAGGCGGAGAUUCCCGAGCUGAGAACGAGGUCCGAUGCCGAGCUGGAUCAGCAUCGAGCCGAGCUGGUUUGGACUCCACUGAGUGCGCUGGAGGACAAACCCGACUUAAAGCAGAAAGUGGAAGACCUCAUGCACCUGGCCUGCUCCAGCGUUGUGUUCGGAGGAGGCACCAACCAGGAGUUAGCUCACCAUUGUCUGCACCAGUGUGAAGGGGACAUAAUGGCGGCUCUGUCCAUGCUCCUGCUGAAGAAUCCAAUCUUCCCCCGGUCGCAUCACCUGUCCAGGUAUCAUUACUCUGGAUCAGACAGCUGGACGGCAGCUGAGAGACGCCAGUUCAACAAAGGCAUCGGCACGUACAAGAAGGACUUCUUCAUGGUGCAGAAACAGGUAACCACCAAGACCGUCGCACAGUGCGUGGAGUUCUACUACACAUACAAGAAACAGGUGAAGAUCGGUCGCAGCGGGACGCUUGUUUACGGCGUGGCCGAGCCCCCAGAGAGCCGGACCGCCGCGGAGGAUCUGGACCUCAAGGGCUCUCACACACUGGAGCUGCAGCCGGAGGAGGACAGCAGGAAGUGGGAAGGUUCGCCUGACAGGAAACCGGAUGUCUGUCCCACCGGGGCGACGCACACGCUGCAGUCCACCGAGAACGCUGGGCCGGUCUUCAUCGUGAAGAACCAGGAACACGUGGUCAGAGACCCGCCGCUGUCCAGGGUCAUCCAUCCGCCUGCCGCCAACCCCAAACCCCGUUACGACGCCACGGCGCGGCGCUCCAGCCCCUCCGCAGGCAACCAAGGGCUCGCCGGUCAGGAGGGGGAAUUCCCCUGCAAGAAGUGCGGCAGGGUUUUCUACAAAGUAAAGAGCCGUAGCGCCCACAUGAAGAGCCACGCCGAGCAGGAGAAGAAGGCGGCGGCCCUGCGGCAGAAAGAAGCCGAGGAGCGGGCGGCGGCUAAGGCGGCGGCCUUCCUGGCUGCGGGGCAUCAGAACGGGAAGCUUUUGGGCAGCAACAGCACCAACGAGGACUUCUCGGGCGGAGAGGACGAGGAGGACUGGCAGCUGGAGGAAGGUCGCAGACACUGACGGGGCGGGACGUCCUGGCAACAUAAAAACUCUUUUGACCCUGAAAGCUUUUGUGGGAGUUUCCAUUUUUGUAAACUUUUCGCAGACGCCCCCUUUACUCCGCCUGAAAAGCUGUUCUCCAGUUUCCUCUUUGGUCACAGGGCUCGCUGAAACAAAAGCCAUGCCGCUUCCUCCGGCUGCCGCCCGCCUCUUUCCUCAGCACUUUGAGCCUCGCCUCUUUUCCUUUUGAGAUUUUUUUGUUUUUCUCCAUCUCUUUUGCAUCCCGGACGUCACGGCGACCACGCUGCUCCGUUCUCCGAGACAAACGGACGACGGCGAAGGAGCUGACCGCUGCCAAAGGAGCUUUUCUGACGCAUGAAACGUUUAUUUGGGCUUUACUUCCGUGAACCCCCCAUCCUCCCGCGCUCCCAUCCUCAUCCUUCCUGUUUACGCCUUGGAUGUUUUUGGUGUUUUUGAUCUCGGAAUGACAAUCAAUUUUACACACUUGGUGUUUUUUUGUUAAAGUGAACAUAUAUAUAUAUAUAAACACACAAACAUUUGUUACUCUGUCUUUUGUGUAGUUCUAUCUGGUUCUUGUUCAUUAGUGAAUAUUCCUGUUGGUGAUUUUAUUAAUAUUAUUAUAUCCUGGUUUUGGCUGCAAUUUUAUUUUAUUUUAUUUUUUUUAUUUAAAAACAGAGUUGAUGCUAGUUGCUGCCUGUUUAUAACUGUGAGAGUUAAUAUUAUUAUUGUUGUUAAUAAUAUUUUUGGAGGCCAGAAAUGAAGAAAAAGGCAGAAUCGUAUGUGCAAUAGAACAAGUCUGACCCCCCGCAUUUGUGAUUGGUCCGGUCCUUCGACAUCCCCCUCCCCGCUGUCAAUCCUGGAAGCCUUUCAGUCCAUCCUGUGAGCGAUGGCGAGGCGUCAUUUGUGUCCGCAACAAUCCAGAGUUCACCUACUGCAAAAACAAACACAAUUUGCUGCAAACCGGCAAAACGUGUUCCCACAAACGUUCAUGUCUGAAGUAAAACGUUCCAAAAUUUGCAGGUGGAUCUGUCAGUUUUAGAGAGAAAACGGUUUGUCCUACCUCACUUAUUUUGCUUCUGCACCCCCCUCAGACUGUUACCUUAUAAAUGGAUAAAACUUUGCUCUCUGAAAUACAUUUAUCGUCUUUUUAACAUAUUUUUUUCUGGAGCUCAAACUCGACGUUUUCUGCUGCUUAUCACACAAAAGGUUCUACUUGUUUGGAUCUUUAUUUCCUGUGCUGUCCUGCUGGUCUUCUUUCACUAAAAUAGAUGGACUGAAAUUCGUCUUGGAUUUUCAAAAAGCACCUGUGCCAAAAACUAAGAAAUUCAACAUUUUCUGAGCGGAUAUCGUUCGGUUGGAGCACUGAAACUUUCCUUUUUUUUUUUUUCCUCCAAGAUUCGUUAAUCAAAACAUAUCUCUACGUUAAGCCCUUAAGCCUGGAGCCGGUGUCUGUUGCCGUGGCAACAGAUGGGUUAAAGGGUUGUUUUCUUAUAAAGGACAAAACAUAGUGGGGGUCGGGGAGUAAAGGCUCCGUGAGUUUACCCUGGGUCUAUGCAGAGUCUGUUGCGUGUGAGCGAGCGAGCGACUGAGUUCUCUUCUUACUUAGAGGUGUGUAUGAGUGCCGUAAAAUUUGCUAGUUAAUAGAUAAAAAAAUUGCAGACUGUUCACAUGUUUGAUAUGUUAUUUAUAUUUCCUGAUUCUUUAUCUUGAGGCUCUUUUUUUAAGGGGUUCACACAAAAAAAUAAAGGUUUCUUUGACGGAUAGAAACCACAAAAGAUUGGCUAUAGACUUUCUUCAUUUCAUCCAGUUGGUUAAGGGAAACUAAAGGGGACAAAAAGGUUUAUUUAGCUAAAAAUGAGACGUGUAUAUGAAAGCAAUUCUAUGUUUGCAUAAUUUCUAUGCUAUUUUCCUAUAGGGUUUACACUAACGAUGAAAAACAGAAAGGAAUUUCAAGUGCUUUUUAUUACGUAUUUGUUUUGAUUUGAUUUUUACGCCUGUGUUUUUUAGUAAUGAUUUUAUGAAGCACUGUAUAUUAAAGGAUUUAAACAUCCA